UCAGUUACACUUUCCAAUUCUAAGCCAAUAACUAUCAUUCCCAUUAAUUAAUAAACAAAACCAUGGUCCAAGAGAAGAAACUAGUGGACGAGGUGUCCGGUUGGCUAAGAAUAUACGACGACGGUUCAGUAGACCGAACCUGGACUGGACCGGACCAGUUUAAGUUCAUGGCUGAACCGGUCCCUCCCCAUGAACAAUUCAUUAACGGCGUCGCCACCCGUGACGUAACCACCAAUUCCGGCCUCCGUAUCCGCCUCUAUGUGCCGGAGAAAACCCCCGAAGAUGGAGACAAACUGCCCAUACUCCUCCACUUCCAAGGUGGCGGUUUUUGCAUCAGCGAACCGGACUGGUUCAUGUACCACGAAACCUACAGCCGGUUUUGCCGGUCCACCCGGUCCAUCAUCCUUUCUCCAUUUCUCCGCCGUGCCCCAGAGCACCGCCUCCCUGCAGCCAUGGACGACGGCUUUGAUACCCUCCUCUGGGUCCAAUCCGUGGCUCAAGCCGGCUCACACGAACCCUGGCUCGAGCAGCACGGAGACUUCAACCGGGUUUUCCUCAUAGGGGAUAGUUCAGGCGGUAACAUAGUGCAUGAAGUGGCGGCACGUGCCGGUUCAGUGGACCUGAACCCGGUUAGGCUAGCAGGAGGAAUCCCGGUUCAUCCCGGUUUUGUCCGAUCGAGCCGAAGCCGGUCCGAAAUGGAAAUGCCUCAGUCACCGUUUUUAACGUUGGAUAUGUUGGACAAGUUUUUGUCCUUGGCACUCCCGGUGGGGUGCACGAAGGACCACCCCUUCACGUGCCCUAUGGGCGAGGCGGCGCCGCCACUUGAGGGGAUGAAACUGCCUCCAAUUUUGCUGUGUGUGGCGGAGAUGGACCUUGUGAGGGACACGGAGAUGGAGUACUAUGAGGCCAUGAAGAAGGCCAACAAGGACGUGGAACUGUUUAUCAGCAAAGGAAUGACGCAUAGCUUUUAUCUGAACAAGGUGGCUGUGGAUUUGGACCCUAACGUUGGUGCACAAAUGGAGGCUUUCAUUCGUAGGGUCAAAGAGUUCAUUGACAAACACUGAAUUGAAUGUUCCACACUUCUACU
Molecule: messenger RNA, 1087 nt
Organism: Abrus precatorius (Indian licorice)
Lineage: Eukaryota; Viridiplantae; Streptophyta; Magnoliopsida; Fabales; Fabaceae
Product: probable carboxylesterase 15
Exons: 1
Coding region: 63-1064 (333 amino acids)
Molecular function (GO): hydrolase activity
Source: RefSeq, a predicted model, not a curated record